Molecule: messenger RNA, 2989 nt
Organism: Ceratitis capitata (Mediterranean fruit fly)
Lineage: Eukaryota; Metazoa; Arthropoda; Insecta; Diptera; Tephritidae
Gene: DNAlig3
Product: DNA ligase 3
Exons: 9
Coding region: 116-2644 (842 amino acids)
Biological process (GO): mitochondrial DNA repair; lagging strand elongation; DNA biosynthetic process
Cellular component (GO): DNA ligase III-XRCC1 complex
Molecular function (GO): ATP binding; DNA binding; DNA ligase (ATP) activity
Source: RefSeq, a predicted model, not a curated record
AACGGCCGGAUUUGUUUACACGCGAAUCAAAUAUCUGUUUGCAAUUUUCUGUGGUGAAAUAAAUAGAUAUAAAUAUUUAUAUUCAUAUGUAAUAUAGUAGUUUAAAUGUAAAUUAAUGUUGAAAGUUUUUAUUAUAAAUCAGCGUCCCAAAUAUAUUGUCUUAUAUAAACAAGCUAGUCGAUUAUUCUCAAAAGAGAUGUUCAAAAUUGAGGACAAUCGCCUUGAAACCUUUAGCAACGUAUGUGAUGAAAUCGGUGCUGAACGCAGCUAUAACAACAAGGCACAGUUGCUGAAAGAGUUUUUGGAAAAAGGCACUGAUCGGAAAGGCUUCAAAGGUGAUGUCCUGCUUUGGGUGCAAAUGUUAAUCCCUGGUGCUACUCAGCGAGUUUACAAUUUGCAAAACAAGCAAAUGCUGAAACUAUUCUCAAGGAUAUUCGUAUGUGAACCACAAGACAUGCAACGAGAACUGGAACAAGAUGGAGAUGUUUCUGAAACGCUGAGGAAAUAUUUUGUGUCGUCAAAGAAAUUAAAACCGCAAAAGGAAAGCACGCUUUAUCUUCAAGAAGUCGAGGAAUUCCUAGCGAAAUUAGAACAGCGUUCUAAAGAGGACGAGCAAACUGACUUGCUAAGGCAAAUAUGUAAACAAACCACAGCUUUAGAUCUUAAAAUGAUUAUUCGUCUCAUUAAGCAAGAUUUGCGCAUAAAUGCGGGCGCUCGCCAUAUUCUUGAUGCAUUUGGACCGCUGGCUUACCCUGCCUAUCAAUCUUCUCGCGACUUGGCCGCAGUCGUUAAACAAUUUACUAGCUCAGACAAGCAAAAGAAUUUAAUACUAUCACCGAUUAAAGCAACAAAAAUCGCGGGCAAAAUUGGACUAAUGCAAGUAAUGACUCCAAUUUCACCUAUGCUUGCUAAUGCCUGCAAAUCAGUCGACGAAGCUUUUAAAAAGUGCCCUAACGGUUUGUUUACGGAAAUCAAAUAUGAUGGAGAGCGCGUACAGAUACACAAACGUGGAAAUGAGUUCAAAUUUUUUAGUCGAAAUUUAAAACCUGUUAUGGAUCAUAAAAUUAAACGUUUCCAUGAACUUAUUCCGAAGGCUUUUCCAGGGGGCGGAGAUAUGAUUUUAGAUUCGGAAAUAAUAUUAGUUGAUACAAUAACUGGUAAUUUGCUUCCAUUUGGUACUUUAGGCGCGCAUAAAAAGAAAGAAUUUGCGCAUGCAGAGGUGUGCAUUUUCACAUUUGACUGUCUCCUUUUCAAAGGAGAGGAUUUAACAAAUAUACCCUUUCAAAAACGAAGAAAAAUAUUAGAAGAAAAUAUAAUUCCGAUAAAAUCUUGUGUAGAACUAUCAGAAAGUCAGUUCCUAAAAACGAAAGAUGAAUUAUCUCUUAUGACCGCCAAGGUUUUAAAGGCCAAUCUUGAGGGUGUAGUGUUGAAGAAUCCACUAGGUACUUAUCAACCAGGCAAACGUGGUUGGCUAAAAGUGAAAAAGGACUAUCUUUUUGGUGGAAAAAUGGCAGAUACUGCAGAUCUAGUUGUUUUAGGUGCUUGGUUUGGUUCUGGAAAGAAGGGUGGUACCUUGAGUAUAUUCCUCAUGGGUUGCUACGACAACUCGGAUAGACUCUGGAAGACUGUAACAAAAGUGCAUUCUGGCUUAGAUGAUGCUGAAAAUGAAACAGUACAUGACGAACUUAUGAAUCUAAUGGAACGUGCCGAUUCGAAUAAAUUGCCUUCAUGGUUGCUAUGCAAGAAAGCAUUGGUGCCCGAUUAUAUAGCAAAAGUGCCUAAUAAAAUGCCUGUAUGGGAAAUAACAGGCGCUGAGUUUACUAAAUCAGAAGCUCAUACGGCUGCAGGAAUUUCAAUACGUUUUCCGCGUAUAACAAAGCAACGUAUAGACAAAUCCGCCGAACAAGCAAAUGAUUUACAAUAUUUGCAGAAGCUUUAUGAAGCCUCAAAAAAUGAUGUCAACGUGGAUUUAUUACUAUCAAAUUACGAUGAUAAAGCUAAUAUAAAAAAUGUUAAAAUAGAAGAAAUUGGCUCGAAAAUAAACCUCACACCAAAGAAAAAACCAAAGGUCGAAAACAGCGAAGAUAACCUACCGGGAAGUAGCACAAAACUAAAAAGGAAAAAUCAUGAGUCAGAAAUUCAAACAGAAAUAGAGCCAAAUAACACUAAGAAACGGAAAACGCAGAGUCCUAAAGUGAAAACAGAAAAUAUCCAACUAAAAGUAAAGGUUGAAAAGAAGGAUGUUCAUCAAAGUAAAUUAAAUUUUAAUUCUACUGCCACGAAAGACAAUGAAUUUCACGAUUCCCGGCCAAAAGCAAUCAAAUUAGAUAUUGAAACACCUGAUAAACGUGAUAAAAUAAAGAAGGAGAGUGAAAUAUUUAAGAGUUAUAUUGGAUACUUUGAUGAGGACGUUGUGAGUGAAGAAUUAAAACGAUCGUUUGUUUCAAACGGUGGCAGAUUAACUACUAAUUCCAUGGACGCAAACGUAAUCUUCCAUACAUCAACAAUAGCGCAGAAAGAUCUAAGUGAAUUUAGAUCUCGGUACAAACGAUCGAGCCGACAUAUAAGCGUCGAAUGGCUUAGCGAUUCCAUACGAGAGGGUAAAAGCAUGGGAUACGAAAUUUAUGCUGUUGUACUGCGCUGAUACCGCACACCAACCUAGUCUAAGUUAAAAAUAAAAUAACUCUUUUUUUUUUGUUAAAUUUCAUAAUUUUCAUCUAUUUUUUCAUUAAGCAAUUUAUUUUGUGCUCUAUUGAAUAUUUCCUACUCUUGUUAUAAUUUCACAAAUAUUUACCUAUGUUACGUCGGGAAACUCGGUAUUGUUAUCAUACCGGCAACUAAUGUUACACUACAAAAAUUAUAUUGUAUAUAUUUGUGAUAAGAAUUCCAGUUGAUACACAUGUAUCAAAUAUUCCAACUUCUGGAAUAAAGCUUUUGAGAAAGCUCAGUAAUUGUAAAUAUGCACCAUUCAAUCUCAAUAUUAAAUUAA